This is a messenger RNA of Anopheles coustani, 1710 nucleotides long. RefSeq names its product mucin-2-like. The transcript has 3 exons. The record is from RefSeq and is a predicted model, not a curated record. Lineage: Eukaryota; Metazoa; Arthropoda; Insecta; Diptera; Culicidae. Bases 1 to 1710 code for a protein of 569 amino acids.
AUGACUGUUAUAUUUGCCGAGAUACUAAAACUGCUACCAUGGCUUGCUCUCCUAGGAUGCACCAAUGCCAAUUUUCAAAUCAUCGAACUUGGGGGGAAUCCCAACUACGGAGACCCUUCCGUUUUACGAGAUGGCGCCCUUUAUCCCAGUGAAAAUGCGAUUCCAAACCUGCAAUAUACAGAAAGGCCACCGCUGAAUAUUCUGCCUCAACGUUUCGAGCCUCCUCCGCCUCGACCUUGCGAAGGUGGCCCGGAAGUUUGUGGCUACCCGCCUGCAAGGCCUCCUCCUCCUGAAGAGUGCGUCGGUGGUCCGGAUAAGUGUGGCUACCCGAUAGAAAAGCGCAACUGUUCUUGGGAUGGUGGAAUAACUGAAACGACCAUCGAUGUCAGUACCACCACCACCGUCUACGAGUCGACCAUUGAGCCAGCGUUGUGUGAUGAUGAGCAGAUUAUAACCCCGUCAAUCUUAUAUAUGUCGGAGCGGCCGACCUGCUCCUCCAGACCUGCCGUAACUACCACGACGCUGCCACCGAGCAUAACCACCUUCACUGAACGUCCACCACCCAUAACUAAAUAUGUAACGAUAACGCCGACGACUACCAUCUUAAUCAGCAAAACGCCCUACGUUACGAUUAAAAGGAACGUAACUUCGACAGUCACAAGCCUCUCCACCCUUGACUCUACCGUGACAAUCAGUAGAAUAAUCACACCAACCACUACGUAUCUUACGACAACGUCAACGGCUACGGUCUCCCGGAACGUAACGCCGAUUUCAACGAACCGCUUUUACGCCGCAACUGUGGAAACCACGAGAACGAUCACACCGAUCGUCGUUAUCUCCAACAAAUUUCCACCGGUCACAGUGAAUCGAACCGUUACACCGACAUCCACCAACUACUUCUCACUGGCAACUACCACAGUCGCUCAAAAUGUAACGCCGACGUACACUAGCGUGAGCUAUUUCCCCGAGGUGACCACAACCCGCAACGUAACACCUGUCCACACCGAGUACAUUUACUAUCCCACGGUAACGGUCUCAACGAAUGUUACACCAACCGUUAUUCAUAGAAAUAUCGUCGGUACGGUCAGCAUCAACCGGACAGUUACACCGACUUCGACCAUACUUAUUACGCUCGACAACACCCGUACAGAAACGCGUAGUAUCACACCAACCUUCUUGGAGCAGCAGACGGCCGAUACGAAAACAGCAACGACAAUCUUUACACCAAGGAUUAUCGUCACGGAAACAGCCCCGACGACAAACGUCACCCAAACUUACACGCCCACCUUUUACACGACGACGACUCUAAGUGAGACCGAGACUAGAAGGACCACCGUUUAUCCAAAAACCACGAGUACUACCACUUUACCCCCAUCGGUGCGCACCAUUUACUCAACGGAAACGGAAACCAGCACCACAACGUUGCCGAAUAGACCAUUACCUCCCGUUACCAGCACGCUUACCGAAACUUAUUGCCCACCGAAAGCGACCUACCUGCCAGUUCCAGGUGAAGUAACGCACACCGAAACGAAAACGGAACUGUUCGUCACGACUAUUAUCAGCUGCACGCCUACCGGACUCUAUCUACCCGCCCAGCAGACCGUGGCCGCCAAUUCGUUUUCCCCCGCGUACGCCCGCGUACCCGAGCUCAAACGGUUUGUGCUCCCACCUCAGGCCGACGAGCAAAACAAUCUGUACUGGAACGCCUAA